Silurus meridionalis is the source of this 3303-nucleotide messenger RNA. It is a transcript of the gene mst1, whose product is annotated as macrophage stimulating 1. The record is from RefSeq and is a predicted model, not a curated record. Gene Ontology annotation, biological process: regulation of receptor signaling pathway via JAK-STAT; proteolysis. NCBI's taxonomy places the organism in Eukaryota, Metazoa, Chordata, Actinopteri, Siluriformes, Siluridae. Gene Ontology annotation, molecular function: serine-type endopeptidase activity; receptor tyrosine kinase binding. The coding region runs from base 82 to 2202 and encodes 706 amino acids. The transcript is spliced from 18 exons.
CACAGGAUAAAGUCGCAGUAACCAAAGUCCCACCGGUCAUCUUCUAGCAACACGAAAGCGGAAUAAACAAAUCUAUAAAUCAUGAGUAUGUUUUUGUUUUUCCUGAUUCUUUCCAGUGAAUCCGUUCACACGCACCGCAGUGCACUGAAUGAUUUCCAGCGUUCUGAAGGUAGAGAGCUGGUACCAUGGAAAGCUGACCGUGUCAAUAUACUACCAGGGAUCUCACUGGAGGAGUGUGCAAAACGCUGCUCGGAGAGCCUCGACUGCAGGGCCUUCAACUACGUCUUUCGUCCCUCUCUAAUCUGUAAGCAUUUGCCCUGGGUGGGCAACACGGAAAUUGCAGAGGUGAAGAGAAACGUCAACUGUGACUUGUAUGAGAUGAAAGUGUAUAUCAGGAAGUGCAUCAUUGGUAAUGGAGAGGACUAUCGGGGACAUGUAUCCAAGACCAAAACUGGGCGGACAUGUCAACAGUGGUGGUCAAAGUUUCCUCAUGAUCACAAAUAUACCCCCUCUUCCACUAAUGGCCUGGAGCUAAACUACUGUCGCAAUCCAGAUGGGGACAACAUUGGACCCUGGUGCUACACCACGGACCCUGAGCGCCGAUAUGAGAGUUGUAAUAUCCCUCAGUGUAAAGAUGAGGUGUGCAUCACCUGUAAUGGGGAGGAUUACAGGGGUCAGGUUGAUCGUACAGUGAGUGGAAAAGAGUGUCAGAGAUGGGACCAGCAAAAUCCACAUCAGCACAUCUAUCAACCAGAAAAAUACCCCGAUAAAAGCCUGGAUGAUAAUUACUGCCGGAACCCUGAUGCCUCUCCCAUGCCUUGGUGUUACACUACUGACCCUGAUGUAGAGAGAGAGAGCUGUGACAUCCGCAAAUGCUCGGAGGCCCCAAAGCGGCGUUCCCGCUCCGGCUACACCACAAACUGUUUCCGAGGCCGUGGAGAGGAUUACAGGGGCAAAGUAAACGAGACGACGUCAGGCAUCCCAUGUCAGCGCUGGGACGCACAGGCCCCCCAUGAGCACCCAUUUUACCCACACAUUUAUGAGUGCAAGGGAUUAGAAGAGAACUACUGCCGUAAUCCAGAUGGUUCAGAGGCUCCAUGGUGCUUCACAUCGAGGGCUCAGAUGAGGACAGCACUUUGUCUACAGAUCAAACGCUGCGCUGAUGAUAUUGAGGCUGAAGACUGUUAUAAUGGAAAUGGAAAAAAUUACAGAGGUGCUGUCCGGAAAACACGGAAGGGAAUCCUCUGUCAGAACUGGAGUGUAAACACACCACAUAAAACUAAGAUUAAUCCAAGGACACAUCCAGAGGCCAACCUGACAGAGAACUACUGCAGGAACCCAGACGGAGAUCUCCAUGGACCCUGGUGCUACACCACUGACCCCAAAACUGAAUUUGAUUACUGUGCAAUCAAGCAGUGUGCUGGGGAGGGUCCACCUAUUAUAAUGCCACCAGAGGGUGUGGUGUUUGAUGAAUGUGGGAAGCGUGAUGACCGUAAGUUAAAAAAGUUGAGGAUUGUUGGUGGCACACCAGGAAAUUCUCCAUGGACAGUCAGCCUGAGAGACAGGAAAGGAAAGCAUUUUUGUGGAGGAUCCCUGGUGAACUCAAAAUGGGUGAUUAGCACUAAGCAGUGUUUCUCUUCUUGCAGUUAUGUGGACCUCACAGGGUAUGCUGCGGUCAUGGGCACAGUAUACCGUGAACCGAAGGAAGGAGAACCCAGCACACAGUCCAUUGCUCUAAACAAAAUUGUUUGCGGACCAUCAGAGUCACAUCUAGUCUUACUACAACUAGAAACUCCUGCAGAGUUUAAUGAUCGUGUGGCACAAAUAUGUCUUCCCCCUGAGCGCUACAUUGUUCCAGAGGGAACCAGCUGUGAAAUUGCUGGUUGGGGGGAGACAAAAGGAACAGGAGAUGAAACAGUGCUGAACGUUGCUCAGAUGCAAGUGCAGAGCAACAGCGAAUGUAACAAGUACUUCAAAGGACGUGUGAAGCAGAACGAGAUGUGCACUACGUCUUUUUUUGGUGGCGUCGGGGCUUGUGAAAAAGACUAUGGAGGCCCUCUGGCAUGUCAGAACAGUGACUGCUGGGUUUUAGAGGGAGUCAUCAUCCCUAUGCGUCGCUGCGGGCACCCAGGGCAACCCAAUAUCUUUAUCCGUGUAUCGAUGUAUGUAGACUGGAUCAAGAAAGUCAUGGAGAUGGCAUAGUUGUCAGAAAACACCCUGCAUAACAAUGUAUUACAUAUUUUCUAGUAUUUGCAGAUAUCAGAUCUCUGCUUGAGUCAAAUGAAGUCUAGAUUGUUAAUUGCUACAAAUGAAUGUAAGUAGAGUAAUAAUCAGACUGCUGCUGUACAAGUUGUACUUUAGUUUUAUGAUAUAUGCUUAUGUAUGUACUUAUGUACAGACCUCUUUGAAAGUAUAAAAUGUUUGUUUCAAGAUUAAAUAAAUAAUAUGUAAUAAUUGAUUAGAAUCUCAGCUUUCACUUCAUGAUAGUUACAUCUAGAGGCGUGAAACAACUUUGAACAUGGCAUCUCCAGUCAUGUAUUUCAACAAAUAGUAUUUUAGCAGAUAGUCUGUAUAGCUUUAAAACACUUUCAUAUAUGGUUACAUCUCUUGCCUGAAAUAACACUCAAUGGCAGCCCAUGAACUUUGCAUUAUUAAGUGUUUUUUCAUUGUUUUACUGCAUGCUGCAAGUUGCUCCCAAAAAUACUGGAUGUGCUUUACUGAUUAGCUUGUUUUUUUUGGAUCAUGAACAGAUCCUUUCUUUCUUUAUACUUCACACUUUUCUUAAAUGUGGUAGAGGUUAUUGAUGGUUCCAGAAUUUUUGUGGUUCAUCAAGUAUUACUGAAUUCCAAUUCAGCCUUCUGAUUCCUGCUGCUAAUGAGGGAUUUGUGUCCUGUGUUAUGGCUUCUGUAUUUCUGCUCUCAAAGCCUUCUUUGAACAAUGGAUUGUAACAGACACCCCUGUUUGUGGAGGUUGUUGGUGAUAGCACUGACUGUUUAAGACUGAUCAAGAGGUAAAUAUCAGGAAAUUAAACCUGACUCAUAAUAAUCCUUUUAAACCCAAAUGCGAAAUCAAAAGAAUUGAUCAUGCCCUACUAGUACUUUCAGAGUGGACUGUAUAUGAUUGUCAUGCUUAUCUGUUUAUCUAAACGUUUAUCUGUAAAGUAGAUUUUCAUUUACCAAAGCCUAUUUAUCCUUUAUUUGUUAAUGUUAAAACAUAGUCCUUAGAAUUUCAGGAACACUACACCUUGUAACUUGUGUUGUGGCAAAAUUGCAAAUGCCUCAAUAAAAGCUUCACUUUUCAACA